Molecule: messenger RNA, 4711 nt
Organism: Neltuma alba
Lineage: Eukaryota; Viridiplantae; Streptophyta; Magnoliopsida; Fabales; Fabaceae
Product: pentatricopeptide repeat-containing protein At5g61990, mitochondrial
Exons: 4
Coding region: 1298-4087 (929 amino acids)
Molecular function (GO): protein binding
Source: RefSeq, a predicted model, not a curated record
UUCUCGUUUCUUUCGCUUCGGGGUUCAGCCGCUCUUCUGCCCGCAUCGGUGCCUGUCGCAUCUCCUCCUCCAGUCGUCGUCGGCGCCACCUGGUCCCUCUGCCGCAGCCUUUUUUCUUCUAUCCAUUUUUAUUGUCGUCAGCCUUGUAGAAGUUUGAUGUGCAACCUUAUGUACUCAGUUGAUACCCCUCAUUAUAUUCUUAUUGUUUAAAGUAUUAACUUAGAAGGGAUUGGCCCGUGGCUCUGAAAUUCACAUCAUAGCAUUCUCCUUGCAAUUAAGGUUUUGAAGGGGGUUGUUUCCCCAUCGAUUAUGUAACUUACAAAAUUUACACUUGCAGUGAGCUACAAUUUUGUGUUUUUAAUUUGCAACUUACCAAUAGAGAAUUUUCUCACAGUUCAUAGUCUUGCGGCACUCCAAUUCCAACAUUGUUUUGGUCAUUAUUGUCUAAAAUGGAGGUUUAAAUAUAAUUUCCUAGUGUAUGGAGGAUCUUGUAUUGUGGUUGGGGUCUUGUCUCUUUUUAUCCAACUUAAUUUUCUAAUUUUAUCAUAUUUUAGAGAGGUAAAAGAUUUUAAAAAGCAUAUUAAAAUUAAUGACAUAUUAGGUUAUUAAUAAAAUCAUCAUUUAAAAUGCAUAUAAAAAUAAUUUCUGAUAUUUGAGUAAGGUAACAAGUUUCUGAAAUUUUAACUAAUUAAUAAAAUUAGUAAGCAUAUUAAAAGGCAUAUAAAAAUAUUUUGUUAUAUAAAAAUAAAAUAAGGGCAAAGUUGGUCAUAUAAAAAUCUCUCCCCUCCCCUUCCCUCCUGAACCAAAUAAGGUAAUAUUAGAACACCUUCCCUCUCUUCCCAUUCAUUAGAACCCCUCCUCUCCUCUUCCCUUCCCUUCCCUUCCCUCCCCUCCACUUCGUUGAACCAAACACACCAUUAAUUUUCUCCUCGUCUUGGGCUCGCACAUCACGAGUCGUCCUCUAAUAAAGUAGAAGAGGAAAGGCAAUGUGAAUGAAGAGAAAGCAGAAGCAAUCUGUAUUCUGUGCCACUGCCUUCGUCAUUCGCUGGCUUCCCCCCAUUCCAAGUGAAGACAUCAUCCCUCACUUUCCUGGAAAAACAAAAAGAGGAAUUUCUGAUUCUGAGAGAAGGAGGUGAAGAAGGUUACAGGCCAACGAGGGCAUAUUUUCCGCUGCAUCAAGGCUUUCCUGUGUCCUUCACUCUAAUUUUCCCGAGAAUUUAUGAGCGGCUUAUUCCUCUUCCUCUCACAUUUUGCAUAGCUCGUCUGAGUUUAAUCAAUUCAUCUAUUCAAGAGCAAAAUGUGGAGAUUUUUACAUAAGAACCGUAAUAUUCUCGCAAGAUGCCACUAUUCUUCUCAUAAAGCAGUGUACUAUAGCAUUGCACAGACCCAAGACACAGUGCAGGAGAUCACAAACAUUCUCAAGCUUGACAAUUGGCACCUUCAUAUGGAUUCCCCAAGCAUCUUAUCCAAGCUGAAUCCGGAUGUAAUCCAAUCUGUCAUACACCAAAACCGUAGGGGUGACCCUCGGCGUCUUCUCAGCUUCUUCCAUUGGUCCGAACAAAAAAUGGGUACACUUCGAGAUUUGGAUACCUUAUGUAUUCUUGUUGUUGCUCUCUGUGAUUCAAAGUUUUAUGGCCCGGCUUCUGACAUAAUUGGCCGUAUGGCACGAGAUUUCAAGCCUCCAUUUGAUAUUUUGGAUUCUAUUGAUGGUUGUUAUCGGGAGGCAAGUAAUCAGAGGUCUGAUUCAGUGGUCUUUGAAAUGUUAAUUGAUAGUUACAGGAAAUUGGGUUUGUUGGAUGAGGCUUCUCAUGUGCUUUUGGAAUCAGAGAGGAUCAAUUUUGUGCCUCGUUUGUUGACUGCCAACUCAUUAUUGAGUGACUUGUUAAAGGCGCGCAAAUUUGAUUUGUUUUGGAAAGUUUGUGAUAAAAUGUCAGCGAUGAAUAUGCCAUUUGAUGCUUACACUUACACAUCUAUAAUUAACGCACACUUCAAGUCUGGUAACACCUGUGAGGGGAAAAGGGUCCUCAGUGAAAUGGUAGAUAAAGGUUGCAGACCUACUAAAGUGACUUAUAAUGUGAUUGUUGAUGGUUUGUGUAAAGCAGGUUUACUUGAUGAAGCAAUGAAAAUUAAAAAAUAUAUGGUUGAGAAUCAGAUGGCCCCGGACAAAUUCACUUAUUUAGCUCUUAUUAAUGGUUUUUGCAUGAAAAAGCACCUCAGUGAAGCAAAAUUAAUUUUAUCAGAAAUGGUUAAUGUGGGAUUGAAGCCUGAUUCUCUCAGCUAUAAUGCUCUCAUUGAUGCUUUUAUGAAGCAAGGUAAUGUGGAAGAGGCUUUUAAAAUGAAGAAUGAAAUGUUAAAAAAUGGUCUCGUUGAAGAUGUGGUCGUAUAUAACACCCUUCUUAAUGGCUUGUCUAAGGCAGGUAGGAUGGAUAGGGCUGGAGAAAUUCUAGAUGAGAUAAAAAGCUUAGGAAUUAGAUUGAACUCAAGAACUUAUACAACUUUGAUUGAGGGAUACUGCAGGAAGGGUGAUAUGGAUACUGCCUUUAAGUUAUUUGAUGAGAUGAAGAAACAAAGCUUGAAACCCUCUGAGAUAACUUACAGUGUUAUUAUUAAUGGGCUUUGCAGAUGUGGUAAGCUUCCUGAGGCUGAUGCUUUCUUGGAGGAAAUGGUCAGAAGUGGUUUAAAACCAAAUGUUGUUAUCUUCACCGCCCUUAUUUCAGCUAAUGCCAAGGAAGGCAGAGUGAAAAAGAUGAGAAAAAUACUGGAGAGCAUGAAAGAGCAGGGGAUCCCGUUAGAUGUCUUCUGCUACAAUUCUAUUAUCGUGGGACUAUGUAGGGCCCAGAAGAUAGAAGAAGCAAAGGUUUAUUUAGAUGAAAUGUUGAAAAGUCAAUUAAAGCCUAAUACGUAUACAUAUGGAGCUUUUAUCCAAGCAUACAGUAAGUCAGGAAACAUGCAGAUGGCUGACUUGAUUUUCAAUGACAUGAUAGAGGAUGGUGUCAUGCCAGAUGACGUAAUUUAUACGCUCUUAAUUGAUGGCCACUGCAAAGCUGGGAAUGUAACAGAAGCCUUCACCAUAUUUAGGAGCAUGCUUGCAAGAGGUGUUUUCCCAGAUGUUAAAACAUACAGUGUGCUCAUUAGUGGUCUUUCAAAGAAUGGAAAAAUGCAAGAAGCAAUGACCCUCUUUUCGGAGCUCAAUAGCAGAGGGUUGGCUCCGGAUGUUUUUACUUAUGGUUCUAUCAUUAAUGGCUUCUGUAAAAAAGGUGAAAUGGAGAAAGCUUUUCAACUUCUUGAAGAAAUGAAUGAAAAAGGCAUAAAACCUGAAAUUGUUAUCUAUAAUGUCUUGAUUGACGGGCUGUGUAAGGCUGGUGAACUUGAAAGGGCUAAGACCUUAUUUGAUGGCCUAUUGGAAUCUGGUUUGGUACCAAAUAUUGUGACAUAUACGACAAUUUUUGAUGGAUACUGCAAGUCUGGAAAUCUGGAUGAGGGUUUACGGUUGGUGAAUGAUAUGACUCAGAAAGGUGUCCAACCUGACAACUUUAUCUACAAUUCCCUUCUCAGUCUAUAUUGCAGAAAGGGUCUUUUAGAAGAGGCUCAAAAUCUACUUGAAGAAAUGUUGCGCCAGGGAAUGGCCUCUACUGUCUCUUACAACAUAUUACUUGAUGGUUUUUGCAAAAAUAAUAAGUUGCAAGGAGCCUAUCAAUUGUGGGAAGAGAUGUCGGAAAAGAAGAUCUCACGCAAUCAUAUCACUUACACAAUUCUGAUUGAUCACCAUUGUAAGGAUCAAAAUAUGGAGAAAGCUAAGCAGCUCUUCAUUGAGAUGCAGGCGAGAGAUCUGAAACCAACCGCUGUAACAUACUCAUCAUUAAUGCAUGGUCACAACUCAGUAGAAAAUAGAGCUGAAGUUCUUGCUCUUUUCGAAGAGAUGGUGGCCAUGGGGAUUGAGCCAGACGUAGUUGCCUAUAAGUUGAUGAUUGAUGUCCACUUAAAGGAAGGGAGGCAUGAAGAAGCCUUGCGUUUGAAGGAUGAGAUGUUGAAGGAGGAUAUACCCGUGACUAUGGAUAUGAAUAGCUGUCUCAGCAGCGUUGUAUGAAAUUUAAAAAUAACGAGCUCGUCAAUUUGCUCAAUGAGGUGAACCAUCUGAGUUUUGCUUUGUGUACAAGAAGGAGCAAGAGACAGUCAUGGGUUUCAAAUUCCACAAGUUCGAGUUAUUUAUUGGGGAUGAAAAUGAUAUGAAACAGAGAGUAUAAAUGACUCCCAAUUAUCUGAGGGAAAUGACUUGGGUACUAAUUAAUGUUUGUACCAACAACAUUGUCAUUCUGUUGCCCGCUCACUGGUAUGAAUCCAUCCUAUCUGGCUGCAUGGAGACCUGAAAGAGCCACGGAUAGACGAGAGCUGUCUAUGCUUUGCAGCAACUGACAGGUUUUCACAAUAAACUGCCUGGAGCUAUGCUUAGGACAACUGCAAAGCUUAUAGGUCAAAGAUAAAAUGAGGUUGUUGAAGGUGUCGUUUUGGAGUAAUCCGACUCAUCCAUCUGGAUCUAUGAGGCUUUGCAUUUGAUGGAUUGAGUGAGCUCAGGAUCAAAAGUAAUUUAUUAUUUUUUGUACAAUUGACAGGUGUUCUCCUAUGUAUGCAAACGAGAAUACAAAAUAAGGCUAUUUUAUGUUCUUUUACAAUGUCAUUAUAUUAUUAUAUGCCGUUAUUAUGUUUGUUAUAA